Molecule: messenger RNA, 1384 nt
Organism: Leptonychotes weddellii (Weddell seal)
Lineage: Eukaryota; Metazoa; Chordata; Mammalia; Carnivora; Phocidae
Source: RefSeq, a predicted model, not a curated record
AGGCAGCUUUAAGUGGAGGGUGGAUUUUUUUCCCCUCCGUUUGCCUUGUGUUUUGCACUCUGAAAGAAUGUUGUGCCUGCUCUUUUUUCUGGUGACUGCUAUUCAUGCUGAACUGUGUCAACCAGAUGCAGAAAAUGCUUUUAAAGUAAGACUUAGUAUCAGAACAGCUCUGGGAGAUAAAGCAUAUGCCUGGGAUACAAAUGAGGAAUAUCUUUUCAAAGCAAUGGUGGCUUUCUCCAUGAGAAAAGUUCCCAACAGAGAAACAACAGAACAUGUUUCACUUGCACAAGAUAUAGAGAAGGCUUUGUUGCCAAUGCCUGUUGAAAAAGUCAGAAAGUGCAAAACUCCAUCAAGGGUCAACAGACGUUUCUGUAAAGCCACAGGCAGUACGAGCGCCAGCAGCACUGCCCAACUUUUCACCUCAUUAGCUCUUUAUGAGCUUUGUAGUUUAUUUGAAGUAUGGAAUGCCAUCAAUUAUUUCACCAUUCUAAGUUUCCUCUUCCCUCUCUUGCCCUCCAUGUUUGUACAGAAGACCAGGCUUUCUUCUUCUAGACCCCAAUCAUUCUUUUUGUGUGCAUUUAGGAAGAGCAAAGGACCAUCUGAAGUGGAUGACACUGAAGAUAAGUGUGAAAACAUGAUCACAAUUGAGAAUGGCAUCCCCUGCGAUCCUCUGGACAUGAAGGGGGGGCACAUUAACGAUGCCUUCAUGACAGAGGAUGAGCGGCUUACCCCUCUCUGAAGGGCUGCUGUUUUGCUCCCCCUAGAAACUCAACACUUGUUUCUGUGCAACUGCUGAGCAUUAUAAAUUAUCAAGGGCAGAUCAUCUAUUUUGUUUCACCACUCUUCUUUUCUAAGAAAUUUUGCAUGUGCAUGAAAGUAAAAGGCCGUCAUUUAUACCCAUGAAGACCACUGGAAUCGUAAGCUGUUGACUACUCAAAAUAUUCUAAAAUAUUUCUCUGACAACACAAUGUGUAAAUGUAGUCAUGUGGUGUCUUUAGUUAUCGGUUUAAAAGUGCAUUAGUAUUAAGCAUUUCCGGAAAUAUAUAUUUUUUCACACUUUGAAGACCUACGGAGAGAUAUUUUUCCAGUGGAGAAUAUGCAUAAUAUGGUAUAAAAAUCUUUGAAAAUGGAUCCUUUUUGAAUAUUGUUUAUAUCACUCUGUAUAUGACUAAGGAAGAAUAAAAUACAAUGUUUGUAAUGGGAUAUGAAUGAUGAAAGUGGGAGUGUCAAUACACAAGGUGGAAUUUGAUCCUGUUAUCAUACCAAUACUUAACUUAUUCUCUAUCAUUCUCUAAUAAGGCAGCCCUAUUGGUUGACUAUUUCUGCAAUUUGUAAAAGUACAAUCUCCGUGAAUUUAAUAAAAGUGCUAAUCAUCUCUUUUUAA